AUGGCUCUUAGAAACCCAAAUAGUGUUUUCUCAAAUCGUUUAAUGGUAGGUUUCAUCUUUCAACCUUCCAUUACCGAAAUAUUCUCGUACUUUCUUCCUCAAAGACUCCUCGUAGGGCAACCGGUUUUGCCUUCUCCAUAUGACACUAACGUCAAAGACAUUGAUCUUUACGGUGAGAUGUCACCGCAACAACUAUUUGAUCAUCAAUCUACUAGUGAUGAAACCGAAUUCUACUUCUUUACGACUUUAAAAAAGCAAAGUGAGUCGAACAAAAGAGUUAAACGUGUGGCCGGUGGAGGGACUUGGGACGGAGAUAGAUACGAAGAAUGUAAAAUGGUUGUUCAAGGAAAUAUGGUGAAAGUUGGUGUGAAGAAGUCAUUUAAGUUCAAGAAGUCCAAAAAAGAUGAAUGUGAUAAUAAUGUUUCUUGGAUCUUGCAUGAGUACAAGAUGGAUAAAGAUUACUACGUUAACACAUACAACAACGGCAAUAAUAUCAACCCUAAUGUUGUUGAUAAUAUUGUAUUUUGCCAUGUUCACAAGAAAGUGGAGAAAAACUUCAUUGAGAUGGACAAGAAAAGGAAAGAAAGCUUCAAUUGCGAAGAGCAAAGGAAGAGAAUUUGCAAUGAAAAUAAAAAUCUUGAAAGUGGAAAAAUAUUGGACAAUAACCCUCCUACACAAAAAAUGGACAACAACAAUAUCAAUGAAAGUACAAGUGUGGAGUCGUCAAUAAUAAUCAAUAAUAACGCAUCUCUUAACAAUGGAUAUGACAACAAAGGCGGCGAUGAUGGAGAUAUACAAAAUGUAUUAAUGAACAUCAAGUAUGAAGAUGAUCUAAAUUUUGAUUGGGACUCUUACCUUCAAGUGUCACUGGAUGAUCAUCAAACUACUAAUGAAGAUCGAGAUGGAGUUUCAUUAGAGGAAUUAACGAAGAGUCAAGAUGAUACUCAACUGUUUCCUAAUUCAACAACAACCAACGUUUCUGAUCCGUUACUUGAUUAUUGGUGGAGUAUUUUUUUACAAAAUAAUAAUGUUUAG
Messenger RNA from Chenopodium quinoa (quinoa), 1035 nucleotides. RefSeq names its product NAC domain-containing protein 68-like. Gene Ontology annotation, biological process: regulation of DNA-templated transcription; system development. NCBI's taxonomy places the organism in Eukaryota, Viridiplantae, Streptophyta, Magnoliopsida, Caryophyllales, Amaranthaceae. The coding region runs from base 1 to 1035 and encodes 344 amino acids. The transcript has 2 exons. Gene Ontology annotation, molecular function: DNA binding. The record is from RefSeq and is a predicted model, not a curated record.